This is a messenger RNA of Blepharisma stoltei, 1083 nucleotides long. NCBI's taxonomy places the organism in Eukaryota, Ciliophora, Heterotrichea, Heterotrichida, Blepharismidae. The record is from the annotation of a GenBank genome assembly.
AUGUUAUUUGGUGAAAAAAUAAAGAAUUCAUUUAUAAUUAUGGAAUCAUUUAUCAAUUCUCUUCCUAAAGCUGAACUUCAUAUGCAUCUAGAAGGUGCAUUAGAGCCAGAGCUUCUCUUAAAAUUAGCUGAAAGAAAUGGAGUCCAACUUCCUUAUACCUUAGAAGAGCUAAAAUCACGGCGAGAGUCUUAUGAAAAUCUUAUGGAUUUUCUUCGCGAAUUUAAUAUUGGCACCUUAGUUUUAAAGAAUUAUCAAGACUUUUAUGACAUGCUCUGAUCAUAUCUCUUAAAAUGCUCCCAACAAAAUAUUGUUUAUACAGAAAUAAUGAUAAAUGUGUGCAGAUACACUGAUGAUGUCUCUCUAAAUUCAGUUAUGGAAGCUUAUAGAAAUGCUUGUCGUAACGCUGAAGCACAAUUUGGGGUAAAAGCAAAAUUUAUUCUGAAUAUAUUAAAAAAUGCUUCAUAUGAAGCAAAUUUGAGAAUGGUAGAAAGCUGUGCUGCAUAUAAAGAUAUUAUAAUUGGUUUUGGAGUUGCAGGUGCUGAAGUUGUAGCAUAUUCAAGCAGCUUAAAGCCAAUUUUUGAAAGAGCUAAAGAAUUAGAACUUUGCGGAGCAAAUAAAACCAACAUUUGUUGCCAUGCCGGAGAAGAAGGAGACCCAAGCUACGUUAUUGAUGCUUUGUGCGGAAUUAAUGUUUCUAGGAUUGAUCAUGGAGUCCGCAGUCUAGAAGACCCAUUUUUAGUCAAAGCGCUGGUGAGCCUUCAGAUCCCACUUACAGUCUGUCCUUUAUCAAAUCAAAAGCUGAAAGUACUGGAUAGGUAUUUUGGAGGAAAUCAUGUAGUAGGUAGGAUGAUAGAAGAGGGAUUAAUGGUCACAAUUAAUUCUGAUGAUCCUGCAUUUUUUGGAGGAUAUUUGAAUGAAAAUUUCUUAGAAGUCGUUAAGAGUUUAAGUCAUUUAUCAGAAUCAGAAAUAAAAGACCAUAUAAAACAAUUAUGCAAAAAUUCGUUUUUAGCAGCAUUUAUUUCUGAUGAAGAAAAAAUGUAUUACUGCAACCUAGUUGACCAAGCUUACAGCCAGCAGUCAUAA